AUGGUCCACCGCUCGACAGACUCCCGGUUGCUUACUGCCCUCAUUUCAUCGGAGAAGGAUUAUUGCAAAUCUCUCGAAGCCGCCCUUUCCUCAGGACAUGCAUCCCUCGCGUCGUUCAGCGCAUAUGCAGCUGCAUCCCCUCCCCACAUAUCGACAACCAUACUCUCGGUCGCCAAUGUGUUCAUAGGAGCGCAAGACGCGCUGAAGCACUAUGCACACGCGGUGGAGGAAUGGAAGGACCUGCUCACGCAGUUGAAGGGUCUCGAGGACGAUGUCGCGAACACCAUACGCGACAGGGAGAUAUUAAUAACUCGGCUCAUCAAGGUUUCCAAGUCUAGCAGCACUCGCGACUCUAUCCUGUCCAA
Schizophyllum commune H4-8 is the source of this 365-nucleotide messenger RNA. RefSeq lists its product as uncharacterized. The transcript has 2 exons. The annotation marks the transcript as partial. NCBI's taxonomy places the organism in Eukaryota, Fungi, Basidiomycota, Agaricomycetes, Agaricales, Schizophyllaceae. The record is from RefSeq and is a predicted model, not a curated record.